Molecule: messenger RNA, 732 nt
Organism: Tilletiaria anomala UBC 951
Lineage: Eukaryota; Fungi; Basidiomycota; Exobasidiomycetes; Georgefischeriales; Tilletiariaceae
Exons: 1
Coding region: 160-561 (133 amino acids)
Source: RefSeq, a predicted model, not a curated record
CCGUCGUCCAAGCGAUGCUCAUUGAGCCUUGCAGCCAGCUUCUUGCCGGCAGCUUCGAGCUCCACCGAUGGUUCCUCUCUGGGGCACAAGAGGAGAACAACAUAAUUUUCAAUGUGGAACGCAACGCGGAAGAGCGCCUGAUCGGCGCUGCUCCUGACAAUGCCUUGGGUGCCUUACCGUGGCAGUGAAUGGUUGCAUGCAGUGUUCGUGUUGAUUCUUCGCAUGAUUUGCGAGCACAAUGACAUAUUCAGUUUGGCCAUCGGCAUCAGCUCGGCCCGUUCACCGUUCAGCUUGCUACAUGUGCAAACAGCACCGUCGCUCAUCGGCUCGGGGCCACAGACAGCUGCGCACGCGCGGCGCCUCGUCUACCUCUUCUCUCUGCUUUCGGACAGCGUCAUGACCAAGCAGAUUAUCUGCAUCAAGGCCCUCGCAGCCAUCGCCGGCCCGCAAGCGGGUAAGCUGCUGAAAGAGCGAGACAGGAUCCAGACGCUCGCGAUAACGACUUUCAGCAUCGAACAAUUCCGCGCCGCGGGCAAGAGUGCAGGCUGCAAGAUCGUCUAAUCGUACAUCAACCCGCUCGAGGCGCACUUCUACGACGUUGAGCGGACGCCCGUCGUAGCGCGCACACUUCCGUGCUCGCUGGAGAGCAGGGCGGUACGCUGCUUGCAGAUGCACUGUUGCGCCUCGACAAAGCAGAGCAGGACUUGAAGAAGGGUCUGAGGCGCAACAUGC